Molecule: messenger RNA, 8996 nt
Organism: Diachasmimorpha longicaudata
Lineage: Eukaryota; Metazoa; Arthropoda; Insecta; Hymenoptera; Braconidae
Gene: Tdg
Exons: 10
Coding region: 3702-6917 (1071 amino acids)
Biological process (GO): base-excision repair, AP site formation
Cellular component (GO): nucleus
Molecular function (GO): pyrimidine-specific mismatch base pair DNA N-glycosylase activity; uracil DNA N-glycosylase activity; DNA binding
Source: RefSeq, a predicted model, not a curated record
GAUUUGCUGUGACCUGAAAGACCGAAAAGCCCCGGUAUCAAAACAGACAUUAAAUCUCAAGGAUUGCAAAUGAAAAAAAAUAACCGGGAAGAGGCCCGGAGACGGGCGGGCCCGGAGAGAUUGCACAGACGAAAGACCGACCCGUAGGACCGGUUUUAAUGAAAAUAUAUGCGUCAUCCGGCAAAAGGUCUACGCGAAGGCAAAAGGAGUGUUGCGGGACUAGCAAACAAAGAGUCACAAUUUUUUUCGUGUCUCUCCUUGGAACGCUCGCUUUCCGGUACAAUCUCUAAUUUUUUUUUUGACUUUGGCAAAGGAGGCGGUUACACCCGAAGCGAUUUCCCUCCCCGGACCGGAAAAUUUCGGGGAAAAAACCUCAGAACAACAUAAAUAGCUGAAAAUACGUCGUCGUUAUUUCCUAGUUCCCCCAGACAUACGAGUCAACGACUCAAAAGAAGCAAAAAAAUUAAGAAUGAAAUUAAACAAAAAAAAAAAAUAAGACAGGGAAACGCGCGAGAUCACACGAGAGGCUUCCUCUCGCGCAAAGCCCACAUAAACAUGCCGGUGGAGGCGGUACCCACCGGAAUAUCUGCGAGAGCUUUGGGCACAACUGGACAACUGCGUCUGCGUCAGACGCCGUUGUACAAUUCUCAAAUCCACCGCCAUCUUUAUUUUUUCCCUGUCCGCCCCUAGAGUGUGAACAACCCCGACGCCACCCCUAGAUCCCCGAGCGGCCGUACUCCCCGUGGACGACGGGGGCGAUCGUGAAAAAUCCGGCUUCGCCUUCAGAAAAAAAAAGAAGCACCAAAAAAAAAAAAAAUAUAGAAUUGCAGGUGAUACGAGACUCUUCCUCCUGAAGACAAGGAAAAGGGGGAUGAAAUGGUGGGUGAGAAGCCCCCCAAGUCCACCGAGAGCCUCCACUCGCCCCUUUGUCCCUGCAUGUCUCUCGUAGGCGAGAGAGCGAAGGCUUUUCUCGUAUUCUAUUGAUUUUUCCUGAAGUUUAGUGUGGUGGGAGUAGUAGUUCACUGUCGGUCGUGCGCGCGGACGUGCCUCGGACGGCCUUGGUGUUGGUAAAGAUCGCGGUGUAUUCUACCCAACCUUCCUCUCUACACCACCACCAGCCGCCCCCCCCCCUCACUGCUGUAUCCCAGCGCAUCACUCUGUCUGCCUCUUUCUUUAUUCUCAUCCUGGUUAAUCUUGGCACUAGCAAGGAUGACCAUCUCACUCGCACUCUUGCUCUCCGUUCUUUCCCGCAAUUGUGGCCUCACUUCCCUUUCCCGCCUGUUCUCUAUGGCCACCCCCUCGGGCCCCCGCUGCACCGCCCGGUACACCCCGGACCCUCUUUAAAUCUACCCGUUUAUUCCCCCCCCCGCACACCGCGCCACUCCUCACCGCACUCUCUUCGCCUGCGUUCGCGCGCAACCCAACGAUUUCUCGUGUAUUCACGUACAGAACACGAUCGUACCAGGAGCAGAGUUGUAGAUAUCGUAUUCAGGGCCCUGAAACAAAAUAAUGGGAGAGGAAAAUGGGAAAAAGGACGGAUUGGGUUACCAGGCCCUUCGAGGAAGCGGGACCCCGGGGUCUGCAUUUUUUUUUUCUCCUGUAAUUAUUUUUUUUUGGGGGAUGCAAUUCACUGACUUCAUAAUGCGAUGAUCGAGCUGAUAAAGUUGUUUUGUGGAUAUAAAUUCAUAAUUUCGGGGGAUUGCAGGGGGUUGAAGGGUUCUGUGGGCACAAGGAUUUAUAGUCCCUAUUCCGUUGAGUUGGAGGAGCUUCCGGGGGGAAAUUCGAAACUUUGGGUUGGAAUCCCAGCAGAAUAGGAAGGAAAUAAAUGCCAUAGAAUGAAGGAAUUCCCUUAGUAUCAAACUAAUUUUCUUAUCACGAUGUUCAGAAAAGUGGUUUUCAGCACGCGUUGCCUGAAAACCCCCUUUUCGCCCACCAUUACAAAAAAUAUUUUUAAACCCUAAUUCAUCAACCCUCCACACGUCUCAUUAAAAAAAAUGACCUCCAUUAGCCCAAAAUUAAUUAAAAAAAAAAAUGUAUAAAUAUUUAAGGCACUGUAACCUCUCACCUAAAAAAACCUAAGAUACACUAGUGCAUACACCCCUGUCCGAGUGAAUUCCCACCCACCACUCUCGUGCCGACAGGGUCACACUCGCGCGUGCACACGUACUGGGAGUAGUGUUGGUGCACACAGUUGCCAUCUCGUGUCCAACAUUCCCCUUCUAAGCACACCCAUACAAGUGCCGAGCACGAGCGGGGACAGCCGGGGGAUCACGAAGUGCUCACGCAUCGCACAACGGCGGUACCCACCCGCGCCGUUCUACCUCCCCCCCCCCCCACCAGCCCCCGCCGUGUGUGAGUGUCGGGCGGCUCAUCCCAACACAUAAAAAUCAUUCCCGCCGGUGUGCACCUCCACGUACAUUUGAAAAUGAAACAGUGUUGGUAAAUGGGUGAUGCACGAGAUAAGCCGAAGACCGCCGAGCGUCGGGGGCGGGCAACAAAGUGUAUUUCAGUGUAAUAUGCCGAGUGAGGGCGAUAAGAGCCGAGGCUCGACGAAGCGUAAAACCGAGGGGAGCCGAAGUCAACAGUAGGCACGGCCGAGGGAACAGUGCGGCCGAAUCAGGUACCGCGAAUGGAUUACAUCGAGCGUUUACAGUGUCGUGUAUUUUUUACCUUGUGUUUGCAUUUAGAACGCACAGCUACGGUGAUACGAGGGCGAAUCAAUGGGCACAAGUGGGAGAAAGGGAGAGAGUGAAGAGAAAUAAAUAAAAAUGCAGUUGUGAUUUUUGUGGGGGAUAAAUAAAUGCACGCUCGAGGAGAGGAGACAUGGAUGAGAGACGAGUUGCUCGUUAAAAUUUUUUGGAAGAUCGACGAGUGAAUAGGCAUUUGGAUUUUAAGGUGAAUUGGGUUUGUUGUAGGCUGUGGUGUACGUUUGGAGGUUAAAUAUUUUCACUGCUGUGAUAUUCAGCCAACGAAAACACAGCGCGCGACGGCUGUUACAAUGGCUCGCCGUCGCCAGGGGCACGAACGAUGGUGCAUGAAAGGCUAGGAAUUCUUUUCAUACGAGAAUACCGAAGUAAAUGAAAAAAUAUAGCGGAGUUAACUGUGUGUUAUCAUGUUGUGACUGAAUUGCUCAGUGGAUUAUUACUGGUGAAAUCACGAGGGGGUUUUGGAUUCAGUGAACAUCCCCGGGGUGAUUGUCGUGAACAGGUGAAGUUCAGUGGUUUAAUUUUUUUUUUCUUCGUUUUCUGCGGUAUUAAUAGGCGUUACUUGGUGAUAACUGAGUGGUGGAUACGACUGAGGGGCACUGAGUCAGUAUUUUUAUUCUCGUCGUUUUAUUUUUGUGAUAAGAAAACCGGACGUAGGAACCGGGAGGUUCGUGUGUGGUGGUGUCAGACGUUCUUGAACGUCUCUUCGUGGAUUUGAAAUAGGGAUUAUCUCGUUCUCCAGGACCGGAGUAUCAGCCGGACACGAGGAUGAGCCUGCGAGGAGGAUCUGUCUGCGACUUUUGAGUCGUCGAAAGAAUUUAUCAAGUUGAGGCUAUUAUUUUGUCACUUAUUUUCCCUCGUUGGGCCAGAGGGGUCCAUCCGGAGAGUCGAGGGGACUACAGGUAGAAGAGGAAAUUGAGAGGCCCAGGGAUACUCCAGUGUCACAUUGGUACGCUGGAUAUUAGGAUAGCAAGUAAAUACAACAGUGUUUCGAGGAUGCAAGUGGCAACGCUGUUCAGGGAAAGCGCAACCCUGCUGGGGGCCUCCAGUCUCGAUCCCCCGCAGGCCCAUCAUCAGGCCCUUCAGCAGCAGCAACAGCAGAUGCAGCAUCACCAGCAAAUGCAGCAGCAGAAUGCUGAGAUGCAUCUACACAUGCAGAAUCACUACAAAAUGUCAUAUCCGUCGCCAGUACAAAACGGAGGACAGAAUAGCAACACUAUGAGCUGUAGCGGUUCACAAGGUAUAAUGGUUAAACAGGAGGCUAGGGAUGAUGGCUACGAGACGAGUCCCGAUCUGGAGAUGAGGAGUAAUGGUGGUGACAGUAGCCAACAGUAUCAUACACCACUGACGCCUCAUACCCCGCAUACACCUCAUACUCCGCACACACCUUUGACGCCAAUAUCGGCGACUCCACAUCAGCCUCAACAGCCGGGCUCCACUGGGGCCACACUGGGACAGGUUGGAGUCAAGUGUGAAACUCCAGUAGACCCUUAUUCAUUCGUCGACGAGGAGAUGUCGAUGGGUGGUGUACGAACAGCAAGUAGUCCUGGUGAAAAUAUCGAUGGAAUAACAUGCCCCAGUGGUUCACAAUCAGGUCUUGGUACACCAACGUCAAUGUCACCGGGUCCAAUGAUGAAUCCCCAACAGCAACAUCAUCAUCAGAUGAACAUGGCAAUGAAUGGGGUUUUAAAUCCCCUUCAAAUGCAACAUCAGCCGAAGAAGAGGGGGCGAAAGAAAAAAUCUGAGAUGAUACUAACGCCUGAGGAGGCAGAGUUGGCGGAGGCAAAGAAACGGGCCAAAACCUAUAAAGAAAGAAAGAAACACGACAGAUUCGAUGGAAUGCCGGAGGAGGAGGUCAGCAAGCGUGUACUACCAGAUCACCUCAGUCCAAACCUGGAUAUUAUAAUCAUUGGCAUAAAUCCUGGACUGUUUGCAGCGUACAAAGGCCAUCACUACGCAGGACCUGGCAAUCAUUUUUGGAAAUGUCUACACUUGAGUGGCUUAACACCGGAGCCACUGACAGCGGACGAUGAUUUCAAGCUGUUGCGUUUGGGAAUUGGUUUCACAAAUAUGGUUGCACGUGCGACAAAGGGCAGCGCUGACCUCACGAGGAAAGAAAUUAAAGAAGAUAUUCAUCAGUUCAAUUUAGUCAACGAGGGAGAGUCUCAACAAGGUAGCAGCGUAUUACUCGAAAAAUUGAAAAAGUACAAGCCAAAAAUAGCAGUAUUCAAUGGUAAACUCAUCUACGAAGUAUUUUCUGGUAAAAAGGAGUUUGGAUUUGGGAGACAACCGAAUCUCGUUGAAGGCACGAACACUUACAUGUGGGUGAUGCCAUCGAGCAGCGCAAGAUGUGCCCAACUGCCCCGGGCAGCGGACAAAGUCCCGUACUACGCGGCCCUGAAAAAAUUCCGUGAUUACUUGAACGGCACCAUAUCCCACAUAGAAGAGUCGGAUAUUGUCUUUGCCGAUACUAAAAUAAAGAAGCGCGAGCACGACGCACUGGAGGAGAAGAAGCAAUUCCCCGAUGAUUUGGACGGUGAGAAUCGAUUAUCAGACUCAAAGGAUCAGGGUUUGAUGCCAGGUAAAAAGAAACGAGGCAGGCCAAAGAAAAUAAAGAAUCCUGAUGAGAUGCCACAGCCAGAGCCCGAGAAGUUGGAUGGUAAUGGUGAGAUUGUGAAGAAGCGACGAGGUAGACCGAAAAAAAUUCACCAGCAGCAGAAGCAGCAGGAGCGAGAGGCGAGGGAGCGCGAUCAACUGGUCCAGCAACAGCAGCAACAGCAUCAGCAGCAGCAACACCAGCAGCAGCUCCAGCAGCAACAGCAUCAUCAUCAGAAUCAGAGCCAACAUCAUCAUACCUCCAUGGGACACAUGGGCGACUAUGGAAAUCUGCCAAACUGCUUCUCACCACCAAAGCCCUUUGCCCACAUGGCACCCUAUCCCCAGCAAAUGAGUGACUCAAAUUUUUAUGGACAAACAAUGAACGAUAGUCCAUACAACAUAAGCUCAAAACAUAGUCCAGUGCAUCUCCAACAUUACAGCCAGAGUCCAAAGUCAAUGUCCCUGUCGUUUACCCAUUCAGACUUGUCGUCGGAGAUAACAACAGGUAUAUCAUCGGAGAAUAAUCUCGAACCAUCGCCCCUGACAUCACCCAGCGUUGAACAUCCUGAUUUUGAACCACCAACGAGUAUCUCCCAGAAUUUAACAAACCAUCGCCAAUAUAAUCCAACGAGUGGCGACUCGGUUCAUCAUGGCAGCAGUCCAGAUACACCAUCACACUCGAGUUACACGAGUUAUAUGGGUUAUCAUGAUCAAUCAACACCAGAAUCACACACUGGCCAUCAACACCAAACAACACCAACUGGAAUGAGUCAGAGUACUGAAGAGCACUCGCAUCAUUCACAUCAGACACCACCGCUCAAUCACUCACACACACCAACGCACACAUCAAUGUCACCUCAUCCACACGAACAAUUUGGUAUGAAACGCAGUGGAAAUCAGGAUGUUGCAUCAAAGAGUCUGAGUGAUUUAGAAUCACUUGUCGAUCAAAUACCAAGUAUAACAGAUGGUGGUAAUCAGCGUUUGCAUUCACAAAGUGCAAUGUCUGACGAUGGUUUGAAUGAUAAAAUCGAUCAUCAUCAGUCGUAUCUUGGAUUUAACACACAAUCAAUGACAAAUUACAGUCCACCAUUGGGUAGUAGUGGUGUUUAUCCAGGUACACAUAUUUAUUCUGGUGAUAAUUAUGGUAUUUAUAGCAAUGGUAGGCAGGAUGUACAGCAGGGACAGCAGCACAGUAAAUCGUACACGGUUGAAAAUUUAGCAUCGAGUAAUUAUACACCAAGUAUGAAUCAAUCUGGCAAUUACACUAAUAUUAUUCCAGGACCCCAUUAUCCAGUACCAACAAUGGGCUCGACAAAUGGCUAUCUGUUUGGUGGUCUUGAAUCGAGUUUAAUGCAACGUACUUAUGGUAUGAGUGGUAUGAGUGGUAUGCAUCCAUCACUUGGACACAUGGCCAAUCCAUAUCCGUACAAUACCUCUUAUUCGAGUUCAUUCGAUAGUUAUCCAACACCACCUGGUGGUAUACAUGCACCAAGUCCAAAUUAUCCUGGUGGUUAUGCAAGUUCAACAAAUUCACCUACUGGCCAUUCAACACCACCUUCAUACCUUCAAUCACAUCAUAGGCCACCUGUUGAUCUUGCUUACGACGGUGUAUGAUAAUUAUUGUGAAAUUUUACAGAGAAAUGGAAAAUUAUAUAUGUGUUUAAAUACCUUUUUACGAUUAGUCAAACCUGGAAUAUUUACAUUUUCUACGUAUUUUUACACUUACAGAAUUUUUCUCAUCAUCAGUUGAUUGUUUUAAUUUUUCAAUAGUCGAUUUAAUCGUUGAUUUGUAUAACGCUCUUGGCAUUACAUACGUUUGGGUAGAAUUAUUUUAGGGGGAGAGAGAGAGAUUGCUCUCAUGACACGAAUUUUUUUUUUUCUCAUUUAGAAUUUAAUCUAGUCCACCUCCGAAACGAAUAUCGUUUGCUGCGGGCGGUGUCUAAUUAUGCUCCUGUUGAUCCUUCAGGAUUUUUGUGCAUUAUGUAUUUUUCUUUUUUUUUUUUUUCACUUGGAAAUCAGUGAGAUCGGCGGAUUCGGGGGGCGGGUGUGUCAGUGUCAAUUGAUAAGUGCGAUUUAUGCUCAAGUUUUUUAUUAAAACUCUCUUGUUUACGGGAUACACUGGUGACUCGUUGAGGGAAUGUAUGCAGAUUAGUAUCAUUCGUCAUUUAAUGCCACGGAAUACACUAUUUUUUAAGGCCAGUUUCGGUGCUAAACGAGUGUGCAAUUGAGCAAUCGUACGGUGUUUUAUUCCUGAAUUAUACAUUGUUGUUAUUGUUGUUGUUAUAUUGUUAUUGCCCUUUGAAAACGCUUAACUUCAUCGAGUUCAUCAUUAUCAUUAGUUAUUAAUUUUUUUCUCUUCGAUAUGGGGGUAAUUCCGUGUGGCUCGAGGAGAUUUCUAGUGAGCAGCCAUUGACAUUUUUUGUAUCAAUUGUUGACUCUCAAUUAUUUAGGACCACAGAAAAAAUGGAAAAUCCAUUUUUUGUUCAAACGAACAGUCAGCUUCAGAAUUUAUUUGUUAGUUAAAUUACCAAAAAUUAAUUUUCCCAUCAGAGAAAAAAUUGAAAUGAUAGAACUAAAAAUUUGCUAUAGAACAAGAGUUUUUGAUUCGAUAAAUUAUUUUUAUCUGCGUCCUGAAUUAGGGACUGAGCCGCUCAGAUAUCCUCAGCCAAGUAAAAACUGCUUUUCUUCUCUGCAUACAAUUUGUUGUAUGAAUUAUCAACGAUUCAUACGUAUCAGCCACCGUAAUUUGGGGAUUAAUUAAGAAGUGUCCAUUACAGAAUCGCCUGGGGUAUCUCACUGAUCUCCAAAUUCCUCGCAACUGUAAAUAGUAAAAUAAAAUCAAUUCGAGUGGAACGAAUUUUAACUAAGAUUCAAUUGGCCAAUAUCGCCAAAUAAAAAAUGCAUAAUCGUGCAUUAAAAAAAAACUAGCUAAUGAGAUGAUGAAUAAAGAAAAAAAAAUAAACAUAUAUAAAGACAAUGGAAGUUUCAAACUAGUGUGAUCAAUCGAAACAGCUUGAGCUGAAACACAAUGUACAACACAUCUUCACUUUAUUCGCAUAAUCGUCCCGGCGUUUCUCCAUUGAUGUUGUUAUCAUUGUCAUUGACGGCUAAUUGUCACGUGAUAAACCAAACAUGAACUUAAAGAGCAAUACAUUUUUUUUUUGAAAAUUCCGUGAAAUGAUCUUCAUCAUCGACUGCUAUCGCCGAUUGGUAAAGAUAAUAAAUUAUCACGUUUGCUUUUUUUUACAGUGCAAUGAAAAAAUGAGAAAUGUAAAUCAAUUGUAACCGGUGAUGAUGAUGAAGACUCAUUACCACGAUUGUCGCAUAAUUACCGUGAAUUAAGAUCGUGUUACGUUACGUUUUUCAUGCCAUAAUUAAUAUUCUAAUUUUCGUUUAUUAUUUUUUUUUCCACGAAUCAGUUAUUGUAAUGGCGAUUUAUCCACAACUGAUGCAUAGAUGUAUUUGAUUUAUAAAAGUAUAAAAUUAUGACUCGAAGAAUACAAUAUUGUUCUGAUAAUUGUACGAGACCCAUUAAAAAAAUUAAAUAACAUCCACUGAAGCUGUAAUGUCGCUGUAAAAUUAUGCAUCGGUUUUAUUAUAAUAAAUCAUAAAUAUAGAUUUAAAAAUUAAAGAAGAUAAAACAGAUAUAUAUGUAUAAAUAAAAAUAUAAAUAUAUAAAUAAUUACAAUUGAA